AUGCUUCGACGAGGGUUUGCUGCUAUGAAACAGAGCUCCGCCACCAUCCUCUUUACGGGCCGUGGGACGUUGUACUUUUUGCACAAGGAUGUUUAUGAGCUGCUCGGUGGCAAGGAAAGUGUGGGUCAGUACACUAUAUGCAUUGAUGCCGAUGAAGAAGAGAAUGAAGCGCAUUCUUGCCUUUAUUCUAUCAUUUUGUACGAAUAUGAGGAAGAAGUGCUACGCCAGCCCAUUGGAAACGGGCUCACCCUCGCCUACUCCGAGGUUUCUGUGCACUGGUCUGCUUUCAUCGACGGUAAAUUACAGCCUAUAGCAUUUUUGUUUGUGGACCAGGAGCCUAAGGUGAAGGCUGCUGUCCUUUUAGAACAUUUUGUGUGUAUUUACAAUCGGUGUACAUACGCCCUCAUGACCGGAACUUCUGUGGAAAGGACCAAUCCAGAAGAUGAGAGCUAUGAAUACUUGUCGGCCAUUGCAUCGUCGCGGUUGCCAGGGGACACGUUUGAGGAGCCCAUGUAUGAGCUGGAUGUGUCUCAUGAAUGGGCAAACGCCACUGGCAGGGGCAAUGUGUGUUGCGCAGAAUCAAAACGGUUUGAUCGGGCACUGGUGGUGCGUAGAGAGCGGAACGCGGUUGAAUUUCAGGCGCAUGCCUUUGGCGCAGAUGGAUUUGAAAGCAGGGAUCCGGAAAGGUUUCAGCUUGGGGAGGUUUCCACAUACGACAGUGCAUUACUGGACGACACCGAGAGGAAAAUGCUGCUCCUGAGUGUGGACAAGAAUCAAUUACACCAGGUGGACUUGGAGUAUGGCAAGAUUGUGGAAGAGUACGAGC
Trypanosoma cruzi is the source of this 826-nucleotide messenger RNA. RefSeq lists its product as uncharacterized. NCBI's taxonomy places the organism in Eukaryota, Euglenozoa, Kinetoplastea, Trypanosomatida, Trypanosomatidae. The transcript has a single exon. The annotation marks the transcript as partial. The record is from RefSeq and is a predicted model, not a curated record.